Molecule: messenger RNA, 981 nt
Organism: Penicillium brevicompactum
Lineage: Eukaryota; Fungi; Ascomycota; Eurotiomycetes; Eurotiales; Aspergillaceae
Product: arginase
Exons: 3
Coding region: 1-981 (326 amino acids)
Cellular component (GO): cytosol; nucleus; cytoplasm
Molecular function (GO): manganese ion binding; arginase activity
Source: RefSeq, a predicted model, not a curated record
AUGGCGCACCUUGCUUCUUUUCGACACAGACUGCUUGCGGAGCCGCACUUGGCUGUUGUUGCAGCCAACAUUUCCUGUGGUGCUCCCAGGGAUGGCGCUCACAAAGGACCGCGUGCCAUCAUCGAUUCUGGUCUCCUUACUGAAAUCCAACCUGAGCUAGGCUGGCCAAUCACUAUUGAUCAUAUCCUCAAAGAGCCUCUGAAGCCGGUCAAAGAGACGGACUCAGCUAUUGAAGGUAUGAAAAGAGCUCGCGAUGUCAGCGAGAGUACUCGGCUUAUCAGCGAGCACGUCUAUCGCCAUGCACGGCAAGGACGAUUCGUGCUGACACUUGGUGGCGAUCACUCGAUUGGAAUUGGAACUGUGACUGGUAUGUCGAAGGCUAUUGGCGAGAGAUUUCCGACUCGUGAACUUGCCGUGCUGUGGAUCGAUGCCCAUGCCGAUAUCAAUACUCCGCAGACGAGCGAGAGUGGGAGGAUACACGGCAUGCCACUUGCUUUCGCUUCGGGACUGGCAGUGCCAUCGAGUGAAGGUUUCUUCGGGUGGAUUGAAAAGUCCCAUUUGAUCAAUCUCCAGCGAUUAGUUUACAUCGGACUUCGGGAUGUCGAUGAAGCGGAGAAGCUGAUCAUCACGAAACAUGGUAUCAAGGCUUUCACCAUGGACGAUGUGCGACAAUACGGUAUCAGCAAAGUCAUGGAUUUGGCCCUGGAGUAUAUCGGCGAUGAUACUCCGAUGCAUGUCUCGUUUGACAUUGACUCCCUAGAUCCGAAGCAUGCACCCUCCACUGGAUUUCCUGUUGCGUCGGGGCUGUUGCUUGAAGAAGGAAAGCACAUUUCGAGGCGACUUGGUGAUUCGGGGAACCUGGUUUCGAUGGAUUUGGUUGAGAUCAACCCCGACGUUGCGAAGUGCAAGUUGGAAGUGACCAUUGAGUCGGGAAAUAUGGUCAUUAAGAGUGCUCUAGGACUAGAAUACACCAAACAAUGA